CCGAAAAGGAAGAAAAAAAAAAAAAACUCGCGUUUUGUACGAUCAAGAGCACGUUUGGUGUUUGUUGCAAAUCAAGAAAGACAAAAAGAGAGCAAGUAUAGAGUCCUCGGGCGCAAAAUGCAUCGCGAGAACGAAGUUACACUCUUGGGGAGAGCAACGGAGCACGCGGCCGAUAAUAAAACAUUAUAAAGAGAGCUGCGACCAUGGGCAGGGGCAGCAGAGCACAACAGUUCGCGAGCCUGAUAACAAGUCGGGCCGAUGAGAUGCUGCGCGCAGCCACAGUUAAGUUGACCGGUAGAUGGAACGGGAGGUGGUCGCAGGUGAAAUCGGCAAGCAGCGAAGCCGUUGUUAAAAAGCCCGAGCCGUCGAUCGAUUUGCCCGAAAGUGCGGAUGUCGUCGUCAUCGGUGGUGGGGUGGCAGGUUGCAGCGCGCUUUACCAAUUGGCGAAGCAAGGCCUGCGAGCCGUGCUCCUGGAGCGCUCGAAGCUGACCUCGGGCACGACCUGGCACACCGCGGGCAUGGUCUGGAGCCUCCGGCCCAGCGAAAUCGAGAUACAACUCCUGCGAGCCACCCAAGACACGAUAGCCGAACUGGAGAACGAGACCGGGGACAACGUGGGCUGGACGAACAACGGGGGCCUAUUUAUCGCCCACAACGACGUCAGGAUGGACGAGUACCGCCGGCUCGUCGACAUGGGCAAGGUACUCGGGGUCGGGGCGCGACUAAUCACACCCCACGAGGCCCGCGACCUCUUCCCCCUCCUCGAUCCGGCGGCCUUUCGUGGUGCCAUCCACUCGCCCAGGGACGGCUCCCUCGACCCGGCGAUGCUAACGGCCGCUCUGAGCAAGUGCGCCCGCAGCCGAGGGGCCAAGUUGGUCGAGAACUGUCCAGUGACGCGCAUCCUGACGGACGAGCGCACCUUCGGCUCGAGGCGGGUGAAGGGGGUGGAAACCGAGCACGGGAUCGUGCGCACGAGUUGCGUGUUGGUCGCCAGCGGUGCUUGGUCGCGGAGCAUAGCGCGAAUGGCGAAGCUCGACGUGCCCCUUGUACCGAUGAAACACGCGUACAUCGUCACCGAGCCGAUACCCGGGGCUGUGACUAGGGGCGCACCCAACGUGCGCGACCACGACUACAACAUCUACAUGAAGGUGCAGGCCGAGACUCUGCAGAUCGGGGGCUACGAGGCGAACCCGAUAAUACUGCGCUGCGUGCCCCGGGACUUUAACUUUGGCCUGUACGAGCUCGAUUGGAACGUAUUCAACGCCCACCUCGAGUCCAUGGUCAAGAUCGUGCCCGAGCUCGCGACCACCGGUAUCAAGUCGACCGUUUGCGGGCCCGAGAGCUUCACCCCCGAUCACAAGCCGAUCAUGGGCGAGGACCCGCGCUGCUCGGGGUUUUUCUACUCUUGCGGCUACAACAGCGCCGGUAUGAUGUACAGCGGCGGCUGCGGCCAGACCAUCGCCGACUGGAUCGUUAACGGCAGACCAAAGGACCACGUGUUCCCCUACGACAUUCGGAGGUUCACGCCCGAGCAAGCGAGCGACAUGGUCUGGGCUAACGAGAGAUCACACGAGGCCUACGUCAAAAACUACUCCAUCGUGUUUCCGAACGAUCAGCCCCUCGGUGGAAGGAAUUUCAAAACCAGCUCGUUCCACGAUUUCCUGGUUAAGGAGGGGGCAGUGAUGGAGGAGAGGCAGGGGUGGGAGCGGCCGGGCUGGUUUUUAAAGGACGGGACAGCUCCGGUGCAACCGUACGACUACUACGGGAGCUACGGUACGACGAAAAACCCGAAAAACAGGUACGCCGAUGUAUUGGCCCAGGACCACACCUUCGACUACCCGGCCCAUCACGACAUAAUACAAGAGGAAGCCCUCGCCUGCCGUAACAACGCGGUGCUCUUCGACAUGUCGUACUUUGGUAAAUUCUACCUCUGCGGGCCGGAUGUGCAAUUGGUGGCCGAUUACCUGUUCACCGCGAAAACAGACUCCGACGUCGACAGGAUCGUGUAUACGUGCAUGUUGAACGAACGCGGUGGCAUCGAGGGCGAUUGCACCGUCACGUGGAUACUGCCCGGCUCGAGCGGAGUUGCCGAUCCGAUCUUCAAGGGCAAAGCCCUCUACGUUGUUUCCGGCGGUCUGUCGUCGUACCACACGUGGGCUCACAUCCGCCGAGCCAUCGCGAAAAAGGGCUUCAACGUCAGUCUGCACGACGCGACCCACCAAAUGGGCAUUUUGUCGCUCCAGGGACCCAACAGCCAAAAAAUACUGCAAAACGUGGUCGACAGCGACAUAAGCGACGAGGCGUUUCCCUUCUCAACUUCGAAAUUGAUGCGGGCCAACGGCAAGUUGGUCCGAGCCUUUAGAAUUAGUUUUGUGGGCGAGCUCGGUUACGAGCUGCACAUUCCACUGCAGUCCUGCGAAAAAGUUUACCACGGGCUCGUGGAGCAAGGGAAACAAAUGGAUUUCAAGUUGGCCGGUUACAGGGCGCUCUACGGGCUUAGUUGCGAAAAGGGCUACCAUUUGUGGAAUGCGGAUUUGAGGUCGGACGAUAAUCCUAUUGAGGCAAACUUGGGAUUCACGUGUAGAAAAGAUGGUGGGUACUUGGGUAGCGAAGCUGUUGAAAACUUGCGCAAAAACGGGGUCAAAAGGAAAUUUGCCAUUUUACAUGUUAAAGACAAAGUACCGUUGUGGGGUAUGGAAACGGUUUAUAGAAAUAAAGAAAUCGUUGGCUACUUGCGUAGAGCUGAAUACGCUCCACAUUUUGGAUACAGUAUUGGACACGCAUACGUGAAUCAUCCCAAUGACGAUAUUGUGACAAACGAGUUUCUAGAGUCUGGAGAGUACGAGGUCGAGGUGUUGGGCAAAAUGCACCCAGCUGAAAUAUAUUUAAAGAGUCCAUUCGACCCCCAAAAUAAAAGGCUGUUAAAUCAUUAUGAUCAAUUGUAAAACUUUGUAUUUUUAUACGAUUGUUAUUUUUACACGCAUUCCAUGACAAUUUUUUUAUGCUUAUGUACAAAGUCAAUUUACUAACGAUAUUUAUAGAUAUACUAUUUUAAAUGUACAUAAAUUAAAUACAAAAACUUAAUCGUGUAAAAUAGU
Messenger RNA from Copidosoma floridanum, 3098 nucleotides. Its product is annotated as sarcosine dehydrogenase, mitochondrial. Gene Ontology annotation, cellular component: mitochondrion. Gene Ontology annotation, molecular function: protein binding. The record is from RefSeq and is a predicted model, not a curated record. NCBI's taxonomy places the organism in Eukaryota, Metazoa, Arthropoda, Insecta, Hymenoptera, Encyrtidae.